Molecule: messenger RNA, 1946 nt
Organism: Salvelinus sp. IW2-2015
Lineage: Eukaryota; Metazoa; Chordata; Actinopteri; Salmoniformes; Salmonidae
Source: RefSeq, a predicted model, not a curated record
CGUCAGUUCCUCUUCGAGAGUAACCAGAGAACGUGCAAGAUGACAGUGUUGUCAAUGCUCCCUACCUUAAGAGAAGCCAUUUUACAUAAUCUGAACUCAGAGCCUCACAGCACUGCUGAAGUACAAGUUUCACCCGAAGUGUCGUGGCUGUGUACAGUACCUGUAUGUUGACUGUUUUACACCGUGUUCAGCUCAAUAUCAUUGGUGGCUACUUAUACAUGGACAAUUCUGUCAGCAAGAAUUGAAUGAUACCUUUGGCCCCUCCGGAUGUGCAACAACAGUACCUCUCCAGCAUCCAGCACCUCCUUGGGGAUGGGUUGAGUGAGAUGAUAACGGCGAUGAAGAAAGCAGAAUACAUUAGGCGGGGUGUCCCUGAAGCAGAGUCUGUCCCUGCAGGAGCUGGAGCAGCACCUGAAUCAGGUCAGAGCCCAGGUGGAGGAGGGGGAUGGGGGCUCCACAUACAGACGUCUCUCCUGGUACAUGAUGCCUGAUGAGGAGAGUACUCUGGCUGCACAGGCCUGUGGUCUGACGGAGAAUGAUAUCACUACCGUAAAGCUGCUCAAUGAGACCAGAGAUGUGCUUGAAAGCCCGGACUUUGGGCUUGACAACAUGGUAGAGUUCUCGGUGGGUCCUAGAGCACAGGAAGACUCCGCCCCCAGCACUACACCUGAUGGACUCUCGCAUUUAAGUCUACCAGUUGCCAAAAUAAUCCAGAUUGUAAAUGGACAGAUCCACUCGAUCUACAGUGAAAAACCAAGUCGCUUUGUACAGGAUCUCCUGAUGAUAGACAAAGUGAAGGAGUUUACUGCCAAUGUGUAUGAGACAUUCAGCACCUCCCAUGAACUGCAGAAAUAAGGAAGUGGACAUAUUACUGGUAGACCUGGACCUCUCAGCCUUCUCUGUAUGUCUGCAUGACACUGUGGACAUAAGAAAUGGAGGAAGAAAUGCACUUAUUCUCUGUACCAAGUCACAAAACUCAAGAGGAUCGGGUCCUUGGAAAGUUACUGUUCCCUGUCCUUGGUGGGAGAAAUGUGUUCCAUUGUGGACUGUAGGGUUGUAAACUGCUGCCUUUACCUGGACACUUCAAGGUCAAAGACCCACUGCAUCUUCUGUCGUUCUGCCCCUGAACAAGGCAGUUAACCCACUGUUCCCCGGUAGGCCGUCAUUGUAAGUAAGAAUUUGUUCUUAACUGACUUGCCUAGUUAAAUAAAGGUUCAAUCUUAAGAACCUGAGUUUUUGUCCUACCUUUACUGAUCUGUUCCCCCAAGGCUUAAAAAGUCAGCCAAACAGCCCUCCAUGAAUCAGGUCAUUUUCCUGUGUCAUUAUAAAGAAAAUCCUGAAAGCCUUAUCCCACUUUACAUAGCUGUUGCUUUGGUACAUUAAAGCUGAAAUCUGCCAAAAGGAGCCACUGACUGCCCCAGGAGCAUUUGUUGUUUUUGUUUUGAGGAAAUGAGCACCCAGCAUUGUAGUGUAAAAAAAAUCUAAGUACUUACUCUGCUGUUCUAUAGCUCGUGCAAUGAUGUUCGAGGGAUUUUUGUUGUUUGAAGUAAAGUCUUUGUUGUAAUAUGUGUUGUUCCACCAAUUAGGUGCCUUUUUGAGUAGUGUAACUUUGCGAGAAACUUUUAGAGAAAAAAGCCAGUUUUACAGUAUUUCACCUAAUUUUAACAUUCUGUAAUAAAGAGCACACAUUCAUCUUAACUAUUUUACAACAUCAACAGGUAAAAGUAAAGACCAUUGUAAGUGCCAAAUAAAGUGACUUCAUCUUAAAUCAGCCAUAAAUCCCCUUGUGGUGGGGUAAUGGAAGCUUGUGUGCAGCAGGAAAGGGCAAUUGAAUUCAAGCAUAAAAUAUUUCUAGCCUGUAUCCAUGGCUAACAGGGUUGACGUGUUAUGCUUGACCCUCGCUGUUUUCCACCACAAAACACCAGGUUUUAUAUAUUUUUUUUAAC